AUGGAUACUGAAGAAUCUCCAGCUCAAGAGCCUACCACAAAUCCCAGUGAACCUUCCGCGAGAAGCGAGCCUAUCCCAAAUGGAGAACCAAGACCACCUACUACAACACCGACUUCUUCUAGUUCUCGACCACGUCGACUAUGGUCGAGACUAGAAUCUGCCAGGAAUCGUUUAAAAGCAUUGGAACCUUCCAACUCGCCCUCUUCUUCCUCUCAACCUCAACCUCAAACUCAAGAUGAUGGCCCCUCUUCCCAAGGGGGCUCCCUGCCCGAAGAUCGCGACGCCUCAACACUCAAUGAGAUCAUCGAUGUUGAAGCGACGGGGAAUGGGACUGCCGAUACCUUGCCCACCAACGAGCCACCCACCGAGAGGCAGCCUGCUUCCGAGACUGCUGCUCACGCUUCACCGACCUCAGGACACAACGAGGACGAGAGCAAACCCGACACUAGAAACCCACCCCCUGAAUCGUCCGAGCAAGGUCGUGGUGCUGACUCUCCGCCGCCCAUGUCAGUGGAUAAAGCCGCCGAAGAUGCCACCAAGCUUUUAGGUCUGAACUUCGGGAUCCUACUUUGGACCCUCGUGUAUCGCGUCAUCAACCUCGAGCACUUGCAAGGUUUCAACCCAGAUGAAUAUGACAAAAUCCAGAAUAUUUCCGUCGAUGUUGGACGAAAGCUGCAAGAUACGCAAUGGCACAUGAGACGGAAACAGCAGGCAACGCCAGAAGAACACUCUGGUACAGCAACAACUCAGAUGCCAACAGAAACAAAGCCUGAAAGUAUCGUGACGGCAAUGGCUCUGACGCCAACGGUAGGAAUGUCCGAGGUGAUCAUAACAACACCAGCUCGGAUACGGGGUCACAUAGCCCAGGCCAUCAAGGAAAUGAAAGUACUUCAAGCCGAGUCCCCAGAAACAGUAGAAGCCAAGUCUGCUUGGCUACAGAGGUCGGACGAAUUUGGCAAGAGCCGUUUGUGCCCUCUCCAAGAUCAGGCGGAGGCGAUACUAGUAGCGGAAACCGUCUCACCAAAGGAGCGAAUUGCGACAGCGAAGAGUAUCCAAGAAAUGAAUGCAGUUAUAGACGCCUUGGUUGAUAAACGGAGCACGGCACGGGCUGCAAUUGCACAAGCUACGGCAGCAGAGCUAUCAAAGAUGCCGCAAGCCAUACCAGCUCAGACACCGACGGAACCGCAAGUGGCACUAACUCAGGCGGCACAAAGGGCUCAAAAACUCGAGACACUAAGAUGUACAGUGGCUCAGCUCCCAGAGAUCGCGGAGGAAACAGAGCUUCCGCUAGCUUUGAAGAAGACGGCAGCGGAAGCUGUGAAAGCCUUGAAGAGGUCACGAACUUCACUGCCCACGCACCUCCAGAGAAACGGUGCCACGCCGGCUCACAUGUGGGAGGCAGCCCGGGUCUUCAGGGACUUCAAGCUAGCGGAAGCGAUCAUCACUGCGAGGCUGAAGCUAACAGGAGUUACGGGGGAAGAGCCAGCAGCAGAUAAACACGCUGGCCCAACUUACCCUUGGGGAAUUUUCAAGGAACUGGAAGAGGCCGCCAAGACGACCAUGGACUACGAAGUCUCCAUGGCACGACCAGGCUUUGAUAAACGUGAGGGAAAUCUCCGUGACGCCACAGGGGCUCAGCUGAGAUUGAAGAGGAUCAAGUUUUUGUUGCGUUCGAUAACGGCUCAGUGUGCCAGCCUAGGGUUGGACUUAGUCUUGCAAGGAAAGCGUUCUGUAUAA
Messenger RNA from Fusarium falciforme, 1737 nucleotides. RefSeq lists its product as hypothetical. The transcript has a single exon. Bases 1 to 1737 code for a protein of 578 amino acids. NCBI's taxonomy places the organism in Eukaryota, Fungi, Ascomycota, Sordariomycetes, Hypocreales, Nectriaceae. The record is from RefSeq and is a predicted model, not a curated record.